Micropterus dolomieu (smallmouth bass) is the source of this 1729-nucleotide messenger RNA. Its product is annotated as GTPase IMAP family member 7-like. The transcript has a single exon. The record is from RefSeq and is a predicted model, not a curated record. Gene Ontology annotation, molecular function: GTP binding. NCBI's taxonomy places the organism in Eukaryota, Metazoa, Chordata, Actinopteri, Centrarchiformes, Centrarchidae. The annotation marks the transcript as partial.
AUUGUCCUGCUGGGAAAAACUGGAUCUGGGAAAAGCAACCUAGCUAACACCAUAUUUGGAGAGAAAUUAUUCACCACAAACCAUUCACCCAACUCUGGAACAAGAACAUGUCAAUCUGAAACCAAAUCUGUCAAUGGAAGAAGCGUCACUUUGAUCGACACUCCUGGUUUCUUUGAUGCAGAAAGGUCUGAGGACGACAUGAAGCCUGAGAUAGUGAGCUGUAUCACAGAGUGCGCUCCUGGGCCUCAUGCUUUUCUCAUUGUGCUGAAAGUGGAGAAAUUCACAGAGCAGGAGCAGGCUGUCAUCAACAAAAUAUGUCAAUAUUUCUCUGAAGAUGCUCUAAAAUAUGCUGUCAUUGUCUUCACUCAUGGUGACCAGCUCCGUAAAGGGAUGAAAAUUGAAGAGUUUGUCAAUCAGAAUAAGAAUCUGAGUGACCUGGUGAAGAGGUGUGGAGGCCGGUGCCACGUCAUUGAUAAUAAAUACUGGAAGAACAAACAGCAGAACAACUACAGGAGUAACCAGUUCCAGGUGGAGGACCUACUCAACACAAUAGACAAGAUGGUGAUGGAAAACAAUGGGGGCUGCUACACCAAUAUGAUGUUUGAAACAGUAGAGAAAGAAAUACAGAGAGAGGAAGAGAACAUUAGACAGUCAUCAGGAAACCUGCCAGUGGAAGAGAUCAGAAAACAGGCUAAAACCAGAGUGUCCGAGAGGUUUCUGAUCCAACUUGCAGGUACUGCAACAGGAGCAGUGUUUGGAGCUUUUUUUGGUGUGGCAGCCAUGGUCCGGUUAGUUUUCACAGCUAUAACUAACUUUAAAGGAUUAAUGACACUUGUGAAAAGAAUUCCAGCAGUGGGAGGAGCAGCCGUAGUAGCAGGAGGAGUAGAAGCAGCAGGACUGACAGCUGCCGGAGUGGUGGUAGGUGUGUCAACAGCAGGCUUGGCUGCAACAGGAGGAGUAAUGGGUGGUAUGAUUGGACACAAUGCAGCUGAGGGAGCAAAAACACCAUUGGAGGCAGCACAGUUGGCAGCUAAGGCUGUCAUGGACAAAGGAAAAGAUACACUUAAGCUGAAUUAACAUUUUUUUGCCACUUGCGCAACAACAUGAAGACAUAUUAGGUGCGUCUGACUGCAUGAGGUGCUGCGCUUAACGUGAUGCAUGAUAGUUAGAAAGUGUGUCCGACUAUUGCCAGUGCUGCAUAGCGUCACCAUGUCACAUGACACUAAAACCUUGUGGGAGGAAAACGGCUGCGGUUGCUUUUCUCCGGCUGCACAAAAGUGGAACCUGCUUUUUCCUGAUCUUGCAGCAUUUGUCUUUAAAUGCCACAAGAUUAUUCUUAGUAUGUUUUAUACAAUGAGCGACAACAACUUUCACAUCAUGCAUAGUCACUUUAUCCAUUGUAAAUACAAAAAUAAAAACAGAUUAGAGCAGCUUUAACUACAGGGAAGAAUCUUUGGGGCAGUGACCUUAAAAAGGUUGAGGGAAAUGUUCAAAUCUCUGUUAAUGUUCGUUUAGAAAUUAUUUGUAAAUAAUGUUAUAUAAUCAAAGAACUUUGGGCACGUGCCACCAUUAUAUAUUUGUAAUGUGUAAAAUACAUGUAAAUUUUAAUGUGUAAAGUGAACACUCUUUAAUUAUCUGACAGUGGUUGUUUGAAAUUGGUUUGGCUUUUCCAAUGUGUAUUUAUUAAAAAUCUAUUUAAAAACAAAUAAAAGUAUUGAUUGCUCAAGUU